Messenger RNA from Saccostrea echinata, 4421 nucleotides. RefSeq names its product dentin sialophosphoprotein-like. The record is from RefSeq and is a predicted model, not a curated record. NCBI's taxonomy places the organism in Eukaryota, Metazoa, Mollusca, Bivalvia, Ostreida, Ostreidae. The transcript is spliced from 8 exons. The coding region runs from base 128 to 2650 and encodes 840 amino acids.
AGACAUGCUGAAGACGCCUAACAUUAAAUGAUUACAGGAAGAUGAAGUCAUAAUUUGAGAUUUUAAAAUUCCUCAAAAGUAAUUCCUCCUUCCAUUUAGAUGGCUGGAGACGUGAAGAGGAAGGACAAUGCCUGAGGAGACUCAGGGCCCCCACUUCCUUCCUGUGUUGGCAGUCUCGGGGGUUGGGCUGCUUCUCUCCAUUUAUAUUCUAAUUCUCUGUGUUUGUGGUAAAAAUAAAGAAAAGAAGGAAGGAAAUACAGAAGAGACAGCACAACUAAGAAAUGGGACAGAUUCACAGGUGAAUAGCAUUGCAAUAAAUGUAGAUGACAGUGUUACGGUUUUACAAGGUCCAACAGCUAAUGGAAAUAACAGAUAUAGUGGAGGAAGUCCUAAAGGUGGCUCCUCCCCUCACCCUCCAGGGACCAAUCACAGAGAGCUGCCUCAGCCCCCUACCUCCAGUAGGAACACCAUUGGAGGGAGGGCCAAUCCAUUCCAAGGUGAUGCUAGAAAUAAGAGAAACACAAUAGGAGAGGCUGGACUGACAGAGGAUCAGGAUGAUUAUGACCACCUGAUGCGACAAGGAUUCCAGAAAAACAACCUGAGGAGGUCUAAUUAUGAUCACAUACAACUUGGGGAAGAUGGUCAAUUCCAUGUUCAAGCUAGGAAGUCUGAUGCUCCUGCAACAGAGGAAAUGCCUGAGAAUGACUAUGCUGAAGUGGAGAGGGAGAAUAUCUAUGAAGGUGUGAAAGACAAGCAGCCAGAAACAGAAACUAAGGUCCAGGCACCGGCUUCUUCACUGGUGAAGAAACCAUAUGAUCCAUAUUCCAGUGUGAAUGACGAGGAGGAUGAUUCUGGUGAUCUGGAACCUGAAAAGAAACCAUAUGAUCCAUAUUCAAAGUUGAAAGGUGAUUCUAAUUCUGGAUCUUUUAAAAAGAAGACUGAGAAUGAGGAAAAUGUCAGAGCUAGCUCAAAGGUUAAAAAAAAGGAAUAUGAUCCAUACUCUAGUGUGAAGGAUGGGGACUCAAAUUCAGGCUCUUUUACUGCAAAACCUUAUGAUCCAUAUGCUCGUGUGAAAGAUGACAAAGAUGAAUCUAGUGGAGGGACAUUCAAGGACAUAGAUCCUUAUUCUACUGUUAAAGAAGAGAGGACACCAAGGGGUAAGGGUAAAGAUGACCCCUAUACUAAGGUCAAGGAUAUGGCAAGAAAUGACUCAUCUGUUGAUGAUAAUGAAGACCCGUAUAAUAAGGUUGUAGAUGAUCCUUACAAUAAAGUGAAAGGUGAUGAUCCUUACAAUAAAGUGAAAGGUGAUGAUCCUUAUAACAAGGUAAAGGAGGAUGAUCCUUAUAACACUGUCAAAGGUGAUGAUCCAUACAACAAAGUGAAGGAUGAAGAGCCAGAAGAUCCUUAUAAUAGUGUUGAUGAAGACGAAGGAUCUCCUGAAGGUGCAGAAGGUCAGACUCAUGAUCGCCCUACAUCUUAUCAGUAUUCCACAGUCAACAAAGUUAAUCAAGAACUGAAAGGAGAAGGUUUUAGUGUGGUGGGGGAGUAUGCACAGGUUAUAAAGAACAAGGACUCUGAAGCUAAUGCUAACAGACCCCUUCCCACCCCGGCAGCUAAUCUUACUAACAGGGAGACAGACCCUUAUCAGUUGCCUCCAGAACCACCCAGGCGGUACCAGGAGGAUUACAGUGAAGAGGGAAGUCAGUCAGGGAUGUCUCAUUCUACAAAUAAUCACCCUACUGUUAUGACAGGUGGGGCCACAGGUGGAGCCACAGGUGGCAAUGAAGCAACUGCUGGUACCGUGGCUCCAGCAGCAACAAACAACUCAGGCAGCAUAGCAACAGAACCUACAAAGCGUAAGGAGCCACCAUACCACAAACUGACUGCCCGGGAGUCCAUGGCUAGCAUCAAUGCCAGGCGGGCCCUCAACACUUAUGAAGAGGUUCCUGAUAAAGAGAAUAUGUAUGCUACGGUGGAGGGAGGAUCUGGGGAUGGAGUAGUGACUUCCAGGGGUGCAGCACAGAACAGCCUAAGACCAAUAAGACAGGAACUGUAUGAAGAAAUUCCUAAUGGGGAUCAGCUUCCAGCGCCUGCCCCUCCCUCCCUGGACACCCUUCACCUGAUGACUGAGGGUAAAUCUAGACUGUCGGGUGAUACAGAUGGCAGUAACCGUUCAUCUUAUUCAGAAAGCCAGAAAUCACCAGGGGGUACCACCAGUCCUCGGUAUUCCACAGGUUCCACAGAAGCUGUAUCCACUGGCAUGGUGAAUCCAGCAUUCGAUGGCGACCCAGAUUCCAUGGGGAUAUCACUGGACCCAAAUUAUACAACAGUGAGGGACUGCAUUCCUGAUAGACAAGUGGAGGGUGAUCCUAAUUAUGAGAGUGUGGAGGAGGUCAAAUCUAAAGUACAAGAAGUGGAAGAGGAGAAACAGAGGCAGGCCAUGAGGGAGCGCAAGAAACGUUUACAUGUGUACGAGGAGGUGAGGGAAGGGGAGACAAAUCCUGUGAAGGAGCGGGUGUUAAGGGGACACAUGUAUGAGGACUUGGAUGGUGUCAAAACACAGAAACAACAGCUCAGUAAAAAAGAGGAGGAUAGUAAUGAUUCUGAUGUGUGGAAGAGAAGAUCUGAUGUAUUCAGUGAAAAAUUGUAACUGCCAUGCUCUAAAUCUUAACUCUUGUCUUUAAAUAUCAAUGAAAAUCAAUUGUUUUUUGUACAUUUUUUUGUUCAGUUGUGAUAUCCUUCGUAAUGUCUUUUUACUUUGUACUGUUUUACAAUUUUUAUAUUUUACUUUUGUUAAACAUACAGUAUGUGUAAUUUCUGCAUCAUAAUAUAAAACAGCUGGUAUCCAACUCAAUUGAUACACCAAGAAUAUUGUUUUCAAAGUAUUCCUGAUUUUUUUUUAAGUCUACUUACUUGUAUCUUUUCUUGUUUUAAUUUUAAAAUUUUCUGGUGCAAAAUAGAAAUAAUUGACUUUUAUCACUACAUGCAAUAUGAUUUAUCUGUAAUAGGUCUUUCAGUAAAAAUAACAUACAGUGAAAUUUGUUCACACUAUAGGUUGACCGUGCAUGGCAAGAUGAAUUUUUAAUUGAAAAGUACCAUCACCAAAUUGAAGGGGUAGCAGUACUUAUAAAAAUUUAAGAAUAUAUGACACUCAGAAUUUGCUUCUGGUUUAAAUAAACCAGUAUUAAAAACUUUGAAUUCUCUGGUGCAAAUUUAUAUAUAGUCAUAUAUCAAUAAUUUUGAGGAAGGACUACUUAAAGAUACAUACCGGGUACUUCAUUUCAAAAGAAAAAUGAGCAUUUCAGUUGUAUCAUCUUAGGAAAUUAAAAAUUAGAAUAUCAUGAUUUUAACACAAAACAACAUUUUAAUAUUAUUUACUUAUAUCUUUAACAAUGAUUUUUCAAAAUUAAGAAUCAUCUGAUUGAGCUCAUCUUCAGUUUACUUUGUAUGAUAGAGACAUACUUUAUGUUAUGCAUGAAAUAUAUUUCCUACAAAGAGACCAAAGACUUUAACCCAUUCUGAAAACACAUACAUGUAUACAUAUAUAUAUCGUUACUUUGUUUUCAUUAUUUGUUAAAAAUUCUUGUUACUUUCAUAUUUUGAGACAUUACAUUAUUUCAGGAAAAAUCAUUUUAGGAAAAAAAAAUUGUCAAACAUAAAAUAUCAUAUGAUGGAUAAAUGUUCUUAAACUUGUUGAAAUCCAAGUGCACAUGUACUGAUUGAAUUAGAUUGUAUUAAUUCAAUGCUACAAAUAACUAUUUGACUGAUGUUACAUGUAUUUAGUUAUACCUAUGUAUUCCAGUAUUUGCACAUAUUUGUAAUUUCCUGACUAGUGAUCCAGUUGCUUAAAUAAUUAUUGAAGUAAGUAUUAUAAAAAAAAUAUAUUAAGUAAUCUUAAAAAAAUUAUGUUUCACAUAUCAUAAAUUAGACUUUACCCCAUGAAUUAUCAUUCAGACAGGUAUAAAUUUAAUAAAAGAAAAUCAGUUUAUUCUUGGUAUAUAUACAAUGUAUAUAUUAUCCAAAUUUAUACAUUUUGAAUUGUUAACUUGUAUGCCUUGGCUAUGGAUAUUCUGCUAAAUUAAUUUUCCUCAUUUAAUCCCCCCCACCCCACCCCAGAUUGCAUUGGUCAGUGAUUAAGGGUUAUUUAUUUUAACAAACAAUACAUUUUACUUUGUAAAAACCUUCAUAAGCCCUGGGUAAUUUUAUUUUUCAUAUUUACAACUUGUAGUAAAAAUUUAGUUGUAGAAUUGCCCUUCUUAAACAUCAGCUUUUUAUAAUUCAAAAGACUUAUUUAUUCAGAACUACUAUCGCAAAAUAGGACUUACGUGUUGUGAAGUACAGUGUAAAAACAUGAAAUAAAAUUCAAAAUAUAUUAUGUGUAUAUUGUUCGUUAUUUAAACAUAAAGUGUAAGAUUCACAGA